AUGGCCGAGGCAAAGUGUCCCGUCCAUGGCGAGAUGAACACGGGCGGCGGCGGCACGAGGAACCGCGACUGGUGGCCCGACUCGGUCAAGCUCAACAUCCUCCGACAGCACACCGACGUCACCAACCCCCUCGGGGCCGAGUUUGACUAUGCCGCCGCCUUCAAGACGCUCGACUACGAAGGCCUCAAGAAGGACCUCCACGCCCUCAUGACCGACUCCCAGGAUUGGUGGCCGGCCGACUUCGGCCACUACGGCGGCCUCUUCGUCCGCAUGGCCUGGCACAGCGCCGGCACCUAUCGCGUCUUUGACGGCCGCGGCGGCGGUGGACAGGGCCAGCAACGCUUCGCUCCCCUCAACAGCUGGCCCGACAACGUCAGCCUCGACAAGGCUCGUCGCCUGCUGUGGCCCAUCAAGCAAAAGUACGGCAACAAGAUCUCGUGGGCCGACCUCAUCAUCCUCACGGGCAACGUGGCGCUCGAGUCGAUGGGCUUCAAGACGUACGGCUUCGCCGGCGGCCGGCCCGACGCCUGGGAGGCCGACGAGUCCGUCUACUGGGGCGGCGAGAAGACGUGGCUCGGCAACGACGUCCGUUACGCUCACGGCCACAAGGGGUCCAAGGGUCACGGCGUCGUCGACUGCGACGAGAAAAGGGCAAAGGACAUCCACUCGCGCGAGCUCGAGGAUCCCCUCGCCGCCGCCCACAUGGGCCUCAUCUACGUCAACCCCGAGGGUCCCGACGGCAACCCGGAUCCCGUCGCCGCCGCCCGCGACAUCCGGACGACCUUUGGCCGCAUGGCCAUGAACGACGAGGAGACGGUCGCCCUCAUCGCCGGCGGCCACUCCUUCGGCAAGACGCACGGCGCCGCGCCGGCGAGCAACGUCGGCAAGGAGCCCGAGGCGGCCGCCAUGGAGAGCCAGGGCUUCGGCUGGAGCAACGGCCACCGGUCCGGCAAGGGUCCCGACACCAUCACGAGCGGCCUCGAGGUCACGUGGACCAAGACGCCGACGAGGUGGAGCAACGACUACCUCGAGUACCUCUUCAAGUUUGACUGGGAGCUGACCAAGAGCCCGGCCGGCGCCAACCAGUGGGUGGCCAAGAACGCCGAGCCGACCAUCCCCGACGCCUACGACGCCACCAAGAAGCACCUCCCGACGAUGCUGACGACGGAUCUCUCGCUCCGCUUCGACCCGGCCUACGAGAAGAUCGCGCGAGGCUUCCUCGAGAACCCGGACAAGUUCGCCGAGGCCUUCGCCAAGGCCUGGUUCAAGCUGACGCACCGCGACAUGGGCCCCCGCGUCCGCUACGUCGGGCCCGAGGUGCCCUCUGAGGACUUCAUCUGGCAGGAUCCCAUCCCGGCCGUCAACCACGCCGUCGUCGACGACCGCGACGUCGCCGCCCUCAAGAAGGAGAUCCUGCAGUCGGCCGUGAACCCGUCGAAGCUGAUCUCGACGGCCUGGGCCUCGGCCUCGACCUUCCGCGGCAGUGACAAGCGCGGCGGCGCCAACGGCGGCCGCAUCCGGCUCGCGCCCCAGAAGGACUGGAAGGUCAACAACCCGGCCCAGCUCGCCGAGGUCCUGGCCGCGCUCGAGACGGUGCAGCAAAAGUUCAACGGCUCCCAGAGCGGCGGCAAGAAGAUUUCCAUGGCCGACCUCAUCGUCCUCGCCGGUGUCGCCGCCGUCGAGAAGGCGGCGAGGGAUGCCGGCCAUGACGUGACGGUGCCCUUCACGCCCGGCCGCAUGGACGCCUCGCAGCAGCAGACGGACGUCGAGUCGGUCGGCCACCUCGAGCCGCACGCCGACGGCUUCCGGAGCUACGGCAAGUCGACGCCGUGGGUCAAGCUCGAGAACUUCCUCAUCGACCGCGCCCAGCUGCUCACCCUCUCGGCGCCCGAGCUCACCGUCCUCGUCGGCGGCCUGCGCGUCCUGAACGCCAACUACGACGGCUCGUCCCACGGCGUCCUGACCGACCGGCCGGGCGCCCUGACCAACGACUUUUUCGUCAACCUCCUGGACAUGGGCACCGCCUGGAAGGCGACGAGCGCCGACGCCGACGUCUUCGAGGGCACCGACCGCAAGACGGGAGCCAAGAAGUGGACGGCGACGCGCGCCGAUCUCGUCUUCGGCUCCCAGGCCGAGCUGCGCGCCGUCGCCGAGGUCUACGGCAGCGCCGACGGCGGCGAGAAGUUUGCCAAGGACUUUGUCAACGCGUGGAACAAGGUCAUGAACCUCGACCGAUUCGACCUGCGCAAGGAGACGGGGCUCAAGGCCAGCCGGCUGUAG
Molecule: messenger RNA, 2280 nt
Organism: Drechmeria coniospora
Lineage: Eukaryota; Fungi; Ascomycota; Sordariomycetes; Hypocreales; Ophiocordycipitaceae
Exons: 2
Coding region: 1-2280 (759 amino acids)
Biological process (GO): hydrogen peroxide catabolic process; cellular response to hydrogen peroxide
Cellular component (GO): cytosol
Molecular function (GO): catalase activity; heme binding
Source: RefSeq, a predicted model, not a curated record